AUGGAUUAUUGGGAUGUAAAACUUGCUUUGAAUGGAGGCACAAGUAUGAAUAAAGUAACUAGACUUGCUAUACUUCGUAAUAAAAUAAAAAAACAUAGUUCAUCUAAAGCGCACAAGACAGGUUUUUUGUUUAUAACAAAGAAAAAAGAAAAUGUUUUAUCCAAACAACUUGAAAAAUCUGCAUUUAUCAAAAAUGAAUCAACCACUUUAGUUUUUCGUACAGCAUAUUAUAUAGCAAAAUGUAACCGUCCAUUUAAUGAUCACUUUAAUCUUUUAAAACUACAACAACUCAAUGGUAUAAAAAUUGGCACAACUCUACAUUCUAGAUUUUCUUGUACUAAUAUUGUUGACCAUAUAUCUUUAAAAAUGAAACCAAAAAUUGUUUCCAACAUUGUGGAGACUGAAGCCAAGUUAUCAGUUUUAAUUGAUGAAUCUACUACCAUCAGUGCAGUUUGUGGUAUGGUUGUUUACAUUAAAGCUUCCAUAUCUUACGACGAUCCAGUUUUUAUUUUUUUAGACCUUGUGGAGCUUGUUAGUCAAACAGCAGAAAAUAUUGUGAAUCAACUUAUUAACUGUUUAAAAGAGUCUGGUUUUAAUGAGGAUUAUUUAAUACAUAACUGGAUAUCAUUUGUAAGUGAUGGGGCAAGUGUAUUAUUGGGAAAAAAGAAUGGUGUAGCAAAGCGUUUAAAAGAUAGAUAUCCAUUAAUAUUCAGUUUACACUGUAUGAAUCAUAGAUUAGAGCUGGCAGUUGGUAAUGCAGUUUAA
Molecule: messenger RNA, 765 nt
Organism: Acyrthosiphon pisum (pea aphid)
Lineage: Eukaryota; Metazoa; Arthropoda; Insecta; Hemiptera; Aphididae
Product: E3 SUMO-protein ligase KIAA1586-like
Exons: 2
Coding region: 1-765 (254 amino acids)
Source: RefSeq, a predicted model, not a curated record